Peromyscus maniculatus bairdii (prairie deer mouse) is the source of this 2541-nucleotide messenger RNA. NCBI's taxonomy places the organism in Eukaryota, Metazoa, Chordata, Mammalia, Rodentia, Cricetidae. The record is from RefSeq and is a predicted model, not a curated record.
AUGCUGCCUCCACUCACGUGUUAUGGGGCAGAUGUCUACCCAUCAUCUGUCCUGUUCCUUCUGAGCCUUUCGUAUUUCAUGUGUUGCGGCCGCCACUACCUCCAAGUCCACUAUGGCACCUGGGUUGCCCAGGAGCUUCAGGCCAAAUUGGCGGAAAUAGGAGCUCAGAUCCAAGGGAGUCUCGAGGAGCUGGUUGAGCGGUUACAGACCUACACCCGCCAGACUGGCAUCAUGCUGAAUCGACCGGUUUUAAGAGGAGAGGAUGGGGACAAAGCUGCUGCUUCUAUGUCAGCGCAGAUGUCUGGGAUUCCUAAGCCACCACCACCUAUGGGACUCUCACCUCCACCACCUCCACCGCUUCCACCACCUCCACCAGGCCUUGGCCUUGGCUUUCCUAUGGCUCACCCACCAAAUUUGGGAUCCCCACCUCCUCUCCGAGUUGGUGAGCCUGUGGCAUUAUCAGAAGAGGAACGGCUGAAUCUGGCACAGCAACAGGCAGCUGUGUUAAUGGAGCCGGAACGACAGCAGGAGAUUGCCAAGAUGGGCACUGCUAUCCCUAGGCCUCCUCAAGAUAUGGGUCAGCUGGGUGUUUGUACUCCCCUGGGACCUCGGGCAGCUGUCCCAGUAGGUCCUGUGGUUCCCACUCCCACUGUUUUGCCCAUGGGGGCCCCUGUUCCUAGCCCUUGGGGUCUCUCCCUACCCCCUGGAGAUGAGAAUAGAGAGAUGGAUGAUCCCUCUGUGGGCCCCAAGAUCCCCCAGGCUUUGGAAACGAUUCUGCAGCUGAAGGAGAGCCGUCAGGAAGAGAUGAACUCUCAGCAGGAGGAAGAAGAAAUGGAGACAGACAGACACUCAUCUCUAGGACAGUCAGUAUCAGAGACUGAGGAGGACACCGGGUCCAUAUCCAAAAGAGAGAGAGAGAGAGAGAGAGAGAGAGAGAGAGAGAGAGAGAAACCGGAAGCGUCGGGACCGAAAGAAGAAAAAGCCCCAGCGGGUACCGCCAGCAUCCGAGAGAAAGACUCAGCUUGAUCUCGAGGCUCUGACUCCCCUGCUCCUGAUGUCGAGAUUGAAUAUGUGACUGAAGAGCCUGAAAUCUAUGAGCCCAACUUCAUCUUUUUCAAGAGGAUUUUUGAGGCUUUCAAGCUCACUGAUGAUGUGAAGAAGGAAAAAGAAAAGGAGCCAGAGAAACUUGACAAAAUGGAGAAGGCUGCAGUCCCUAAGAAGGGCUUUGAGGAGGAGGAACACAAGGACAGUGAUGACGACAGCAGUGAUGAUAAACAGGAAAAGAAGCCAGAAGCCCCUAAGCUGUCCAAGAAGUUGCGCCAAAUGAAUCGCUUUACUGUGGCAGAACUCAAGCAGCUGGUGGCUCGGCCUGAUGUCGUGGAGAUGCAUGAUAUGACGGCACAGGACCCUAAGCCCUUGAUUCACCUCAAGGCCACCCAGAACUCCGUCCCUGUGCCACGCCACUGGUGUUUUAAGCACAAAUACCUGCAAGGCAAACGAGGCAUUGAGAAGCCCCGCUUUGAGCUGCCAGACUUCAUCAAACACACAGGCAUUCAGGAGAUGCGAGAGGCCCUGUGGGAGAAGGAAGAACAAAAGACUGUGAAGUCAAAAAUGAGAGAGAAGGUUCGGCCCAAGAUGGGGAAGAUUGAUAUUGACUACCAGAAACUGCAUGAUGCUUUCUUCAAGUGGCAGACCAAACCAAAGCUGACCAUCCAUGGAGACCUAUAUUACGAGGGGAAGGAGUUUGAGACACGGCUGAGGGAGAAGAAGCCUGGAGAUCUAGCUGAUGAAUUAAGGAUUUCCUUGGGGAUGCCAGUAGGACCCAAUGCCCACAAAGUCCCGCCCCCGUGGCUGAUUGCCAUGCAGCGAUAUGGGCCACCCCCAUCCUACCCGAACCUGAAAAUCCCUGGGCUGAAUUCACCUAUCCCUGAGAGCUGUUUCUUUGGAUACCAUGCUGGUGGAUGGGGCAAAGCCCCAGUAGAUGAAACUGGGAAGCCACUUUGUGGGGGUGUGUUUGGAGCCAAUGCUGCUGAAUUUCAGACCAAAACUGAAGAAGAGAUUGAUCAGACCCUUUGGGGAGAACUAGAACCAUCUGAUAAAGAGUCCUCAGAAGAAGAGGAAGAGGAAGAAAAUGAUGAAGAUGAGCUAGAUGAGACUGGCUUUAUUAUGUCUGCGGACAGCGGCCUCAUCGCUCCUGGGGGAUUCUCGUCUGUGCCAGCUGGAAUGGAGACCCCUGAACUCAUUGAGCUGAGGAAGAACAAGAUUGAGGAAGCAAUGGAUGACAGUGAGACACCUCAGUUGUUCACUGUGUUGCCAGAGAAGAGAACAGCCACAGUCGGGGGAGCCAUGAUGGGAUCAACCCACAUUUAUGACAUGUCAACGGUUAUGAGUCGGAAGGGUCCAGCCCCUGAACUGCAAGGUGUGGAAGUAGCGCUGGCACCUGAGGAGUUGGAGCUGGACCCCAUGGCCAUGACCCAGAAGUAUGAGGAACAUGUGCGGGAGCAGCAGGCACAAUUAACGCUCAACACAAUCCCCCAUUGA